AGGGAGGGGGCCGUGGCGGCCGGGAUCCCCCUCCAUCCCCGGAGCUGGGGCUCCGCCGCCCGCCCCCGCCGCCCUCCGCUCCGCGCCGGGUGGCGCCCCGGCCCCGCCGCCCCCCAGCCCCGCUCGGCGGUGGGGGAGGCAGCCAGGGAAGCCAUUGCCUGUUUAAUAGUUGCUGUUGCAGCACUUCCGCUUCUCUCCCAGCGAGAGAGACACGAGUGGCCAGGCCCAGCCGCACCGAGGAGGAGCAGCCAGACACAAAGGGAGAGGUUGGGGUGUGUGGUGGGGGGGUCGCUAUGUCGGAUGACGAUUCGAGGGCCAGCACCAGCUCCUCCUCAUCUUCAUCCUCCAACCAACAGACAGAGAAAGAGACAAGCACGCCUAAGAAGAAGGAAAGCAAAGUCAGCAUGAGUAAAAACUCUAAACUGCUAUCUACCAGUGCCAAGAGGAUUCAGAAGGAAUUGGCUGACAUCACCUUGGAUCCACCUCCCAACUGCAGUGCUGGUCCCAAAGGUGAUAACAUCUAUGAAUGGAGAUCAACCAUUCUAGGACCUCCAGGUUCAGUCUAUGAGGGAGGUGUUUUCUUCCUUGACAUCACAUUUACACCAGAAUAUCCCUUCAAGCCUCCAAAGGUAACGUUCCGGACAAGGAUCUACCACUGUAACAUUAACAGCCAAGGCGUCAUCUGCCUGGACAUUUUAAAAGACAACUGGAGUCCAGCGUUAACCAUUUCUAAAGUUCUCCUCUCCAUCUGCUCCCUCCUCACAGACUGUAACCCCGCUGACCCCCUGGUUGGAAGCAUUGCCACUCAGUAUAUGACUAACAGAGCAGAGCAUGACAGAAUGGCCAGACAAUGGACCAAAAGAUACGCUACAUAAAUUGGAUUUUCUUCAAACUCUUACAUUAUUUGUCUGUGAUGGAAAGAGCUGCUUAUGAUUUUGAAGGGGUGGGGGGAGGGAGGGUGCUGGUAAAGAGUAGGGUAUUUCUAUAACAGAUUUUAUUCAGUCUUUUAUUUCCUAAGAUUUUGUUGUUGUAACUUAAGGUAUCUUGCUACAGUAGACAGCUAGGAUUUGGAAUAGCAUACUUUAAGACUGUAAUUAGUUCAGCAAUAUUAGCUCACAUAUAGUACCGAGAAGAAUGUAAACUUCUUAGACUUCUUUGGUUUUCACUUUGCUUGCAAUAUGUAAAAGAUUAAAACAGCUUAAUUUUGUACAGGUACAUAGGUUGACAUUUAUGUAAAAGUCCUUUCAAGACUCUACACACUGUUUUUGCUUUUUGUUUGUUUGGGUUUGAGGGAUUUAUUUUGUUCUAGGUUGAGCUUCUUUUUUUCUUUUUUUCUUUU
This is a messenger RNA of Poecile atricapillus (Black-capped chickadee), 1339 nucleotides long. RefSeq names its product ubiquitin-conjugating enzyme E2 E1. The transcript has 6 exons. Gene Ontology annotation, biological process: protein polyubiquitination. Bases 294 to 875 code for a protein of 193 amino acids. Gene Ontology annotation, cellular component: nucleus. Gene Ontology annotation, molecular function: ubiquitin conjugating enzyme activity. Lineage: Eukaryota; Metazoa; Chordata; Aves; Passeriformes; Paridae. The record is from RefSeq and is a predicted model, not a curated record.